AUGGCGGGACGACACACUGCUCAAAAAGCGUGCGACUUGUUCUCGGUAGAAUCAGAAGAGGAAAUGGAGUUGGAGGUGGAAGAAUGGGACAACGAGGACACCCAAUCUACAGACUCCGAGGAAAAUGUAGUAUUAGAGGAAGAUGAAGAUGAUCUAACUUCUAAUAAUCUUUUUUCAGACGAGCACGUGACAGUAGCAUGCAUCGAGGAGGAAGAUGAGGAUAUUGAAAUCGACUCAGAUCAAGAGCAUCCUGCAUCAGAAUCGUCAAAUAACGAGGAAAACAACGAGGUUGAGGAUAUUCCGUCAUCUUUAGAGGGAGAUUUCAUGAACGAGUGGUGUGAAAACCUUAGUGGUUUUCCAAUGCGACCAAACUUCCUCGCAAAGCCAGGUUUGAGCGACUCACUAAAUCUUCCCCCUUGGGAAGAUUUUCCAAAAGGGCAACCUGGCUUUGAUCCUCUGCACGAGUUGAGACCAUUCAUAGACCACUUGAACCAUACCUUCCAGACUAUGUACAUGCCAGAACAGCAUAUCAGCAUCGAUGAGGCCUUGUGUCCCUGGAAAGGCCGACUAGGCUUCAAGGUCUACAUGAAGGACAAGCCCACCAAGUGGGGAAUCAAAUUGUACGAGCUCUGCUAAAGCAAGUCUGGGUAUGUCUGGCGCUUUGAAGUCUUCUGCUGCAUGCCUGGACUGAGCAACAGACCGUAUGAUGUGGUUCAACGCCUUAUGGAGCCCCUGAAGUCCUUAGGCUACUGCCUGUAUACAGACAGGUAUUACACAUGUCCAGCUCUCGCUGAGGACCUGGCCUGCAACAACACAGGCUUCACCGGAACAGUGAGGAACAACAGAGUGGGCCUGCCAAAAGACUUCAUGAAACAAAAGAUGGACAAGGGAGAUGUAGAAUUCAGGCGCCUAAAGAACACCAUGGUGCUACGGUGGGUGGACAAGAAGGAUGUGAAUGUCCUUACCACCCUACACAAGCCUCAGAUGGUCAAUGUGAAGACUCGAACCAGUGUGAAGAAGAAGCCGACAGCUAUUGUUGACUACAACAAGUACAUGGGUGGGGUUGACCACAGUGACCAGAUGAUUGCCUACAACCCAUUCCACAGGAAGACAAUGAAAUGGUGGAGAAAGCUGUUUUUCCACCUUCUGACACUCACCUUGGUGCAGGCUCACUGUCUGUACCAAAAGGAAAAGCACACAGCAGACCCCUAAGUGGAGGAAGCUUGUGGACCUGGGAGCCAACAUCGUCGAUCGAUGAAGCGAUGUGAUGAAGAAGGGAAAAGCGCUGGCCCGCGGCCUGCUGGGUCACCCAGGGUACCUCCGCCUGGCGCCGGACAUGGUGAGCCACUCGCCGUCACAAGUCAACACUCAUUCACCCGUCAUUCUUCAUUCCCGGUGGGUAGAGGGGUAUGUAGGGUGGAGGGGCUAGAAUUUCUAAGGUGACUAAUUGCAGGAGAGUGUUUUUGAUAUGCAAAUAAAACUUCGCACUGAUUGUACAGUUUUUAUCCUAGCUGUGUGUUGCUUGUGCGCGCUCUCUCCUCGUUCUCUUUGCCCUUUAUUUAUUUUUUCAUUUUCAAGAGCUGACAUCUGUGCCUGUCUGUGCCAACUGACAAACAUCGAAUGUGUAGCAGCGGGGUGUCUGUUGGUGUGGAACCAGCGUUCAGAACCUGUAACUGUGGACUUGCCCCGCCGCUGAGAUGGACUCUCUUGUCUUCUGUCCUGCC
Molecule: messenger RNA, 1724 nt
Organism: Pomacea canaliculata
Lineage: Eukaryota; Metazoa; Mollusca; Gastropoda; Architaenioglossa; Ampullariidae
Product: piggyBac transposable element-derived protein 4-like
Exons: 4
Source: RefSeq, a predicted model, not a curated record